This is a messenger RNA of Chenopodium quinoa (quinoa), 1796 nucleotides long. RefSeq names its product nucleobase-ascorbate transporter 5-like. NCBI's taxonomy places the organism in Eukaryota, Viridiplantae, Streptophyta, Magnoliopsida, Caryophyllales, Amaranthaceae. The transcript has 11 exons. The coding region runs from base 380 to 1753 and encodes 457 amino acids. The record is from RefSeq and is a predicted model, not a curated record. Gene Ontology annotation, cellular component: membrane. Gene Ontology annotation, biological process: transmembrane transport. Gene Ontology annotation, molecular function: transmembrane transporter activity.
GGCUGGAGGCGGGAAUGCAGGUGGUGGAAAUAGCAGUGGAAACACCACUAAGGUCGAAGAAGUGAAACCACAUCCGGUUAUGGAGACCCUAUCUGGUGUUCAGUAUUGCAUUAACACCAAUCCUCCGUUUUGUAUGUCCUUUUUUUUUUUUUUUUUUUUUUUUUCUCCUUUUCUUCCUCCAUAUGUUUCUUUGUUGUAAAAUUUUAUUUCUUGAACAUGUAUCGAUAUCCAGUACAUCUACCUCGAGUCAAAGUAAUAUACGACUUCUAAGAUUUAUGUUAUACAUUACAAUGCAGUGGAAUCAACAAUAUUGGGGUUCCAGCAUUCUUUUUUAACACUUGGGAUUAUUACUGGCGUCUCAACCAUCAUCGUCCCUCAAAUGGGUGGCAACAAUCAUGAUAAGGCAGAGGUUAUCCAAAGCAUGAUGUUUGUGUCAUCAAUCAGCACAUUGCUUCAGACAUUAGUAGGCACUCGUCUUCCUGUUGGCGCUUCUCACACAUUCGUCAUCCCGAUGAAAACAAUAGUGCUCUCCAUGAGUCUAUUGUGUAUAGAUCAACCCCAACCCCCUGAAAAGACAUUUGCAAAUACAAUGGCAAGAAUGCAAGGUGCUUUGCUUGUUGCAUCUGUUAUCCAAAUUAUUCUUGGUUUCUCUGGACUGUGGAGACUCUUUGUAAGGUCGCUAAGCCCUCUGUCAAUGGUUCCACUUAUAACAUUCACUGGCCUCGGGCUUUUUUCCUUUGGCUUUCCCAGGGUAAUUCUUUGUCCUUCACAUUUGAUCCAUGAAUCAUUACGUUACAGGAAUACAUAUAAAAUCAUGUUUAUAUGGAGAAUCAUGAGUAAGUUUAUUUUUUCAACAGUGCAGUUUUGUGUCUUAAUGGAUAAUUAUCUGUUUAGCUGGCAGAUUGUCGUAAAUAUCUGUAUAUGGCAUUUACAGUUUAAAACUCUUUUACUAAGCAUAAAUUAUGCCAUGUUUUGGGUUUUUUUUGGCCAACAGUAUGUUUCCACUUUUCUGAAGACAAACAGGCAGAUAUUUGAUCGAUAUGCAAUCAUAUUUUCCACAGCAAUCAUUUGGGUUUAUGCCUUAAUCCUUACUUUGAGCGGUGUUUAUAACAACAAACCACCAGCAACUCAGCUAAGUUGCCGGACAGAUCGUGCAGGACUCAUACAUGAAGCUGAUUGGGUUUAUUUACCAAGACCUUUUCAAUGGGGGAAGCCAAUUGUAAACCUUAGAGAAGCUACGCCAAUUAUAUUUGCUGGACUGGUUGCACUUGUUGAGAGUACUGGCACAUUUAUAGCAGCAGCACGAUAUGCAAGUGCGACACCAGUGCCUCCAUCUGUAAUCAGCCGUGGGACUUUCUGGCUGGGAAUCGGAACGUUGCUAAAUGGUGUAUGUGGUGCUGUCACAGGCCCUACUGCUUCCGUAGAAAGUGCUGGUCUGCUUGGAUUGACUAGAGUUGGAAGUAGGAGAGUAAUCCAAAUCUCUACUGGAUUUAUGCUUAUUUUCUCAAUAUUUGGGAAACUCGCAGCCUUUUUUGCUUCUGUGCCGUAUCCCAUCAUGGCGGCUACCUAUUGCAUUCUUUAUGCCUAUGUCUCUUCUGCAGGUCUGAAUCACCUCCAGUUUUGUAACUUAAACAGUUUUAGAACAUUAUUCAUAUUAGGCUUUGCAUUCUUCAUGGCAAUUUCCGUCCCACAACACUUCAGAGAUUAUCUUCCGACAUCUAAUUCAAGCCCUAUUUGUUUCGGGGUUUUCUGAUGUCCUGCGGGAGAGUUACAAUUCCGAGACUGGAACCGGACGC